AUGGCUUCUGCAAGUGGAUCUGGGAGUGCAUCGGCUAGUAAUACUAGGGUAGUUGCCAAAUCUAGAAAAAAUACAACUGGAGUUAGAGAUGAUCCGGCAUGGGCACACGGUUAUGAAGUUCCAAGAGAAAAACUAAAGAUUAAAUGCAAAUACUGUAAUAAGAUAGUUUCUGGGGGUCCUUAUAGAUUGAAGCAUCACUUGGGAUGUACCAAGAUUAAUGUGUCACCUUGUAUUGCUGUUCCUGAUGAUGUUAAGAAUAAUAUGCUCGCGAUUUGUAUGCAUUUGGAGGAUAUUUCAAUGAAGAAGAAACAAGCUAGUAGUUGUAGGUUGGAAAAUGAUGAUGUUAUAGACAUUGAUAAUGAUGAUGAAAAUAUUGCUCGUUUUUUCUAUACAAGUGCAAUUCCAUUUAAUUGUGUGAAUAAUCCUGAGUUUGAGAAGAUGUGUCAAUUGAUUGGGAAGUAUGGCAUUGGAUUGAAACCGCCAUCUUAUCACGAGCUUAGAGAUAAAUAUUUGAGAAAAGAAGUUGAUAAUACUAUGUCAUUGCUUGAGGAGCAUAAAGCUAUGUGGAGGAAGUCGGGGUGUUCCAUUACGUCAGAUGGAUGGACUGAUAAGAAGAGGAGGUCUAUAUGUAAUUUCCUAGUGAAUAGCCCCAAGGGCACAAUUUUUUUGACUUCUAUUGACACAUCAGACAUCUCUAAGACUGUAGAUAAAGUGUUCGAAAUGAUAGAUGAUAUAGUAGACCAAGUUGGGGAAGAGAAUGUAGUUCAAAUUGUCACAGAUAAUACUGCCAAUUAUAAGGCGGCAGGUGAGAUGUUAAUGGAGAAACGGAAGAAGUUAUUUUGGACUCCUUGUGCAGCUCAUUGCAUAGAUCUUAUGCUGGAGGAUUUGGAGAAGAAAAUUAAGGUACAUGAGCUGACGAUAAUGAAGGGUAGGAAGAUCACAACCUUCAUUUACUCGAGAACACUCAUUAUCACGAUGCUGAAGCAUUUCACAAAGGGUAAAGAUUUGAUUAGACCGGCUGUGACUCGCUUUGCUACUGCUUAUCUGACUUUGGGAUGCCUCUUCGAUAAUAGAAAUGCUCUAAGGACUAUGUUUGCAUCCAAACAAUGGAAAGGGAGUCGAUUUGCAAAGUUAGAAGGUGGAAAGUAUGCGGAACGUGCUGUUAUGGAUAACAGAUUUUGGAGUAAUGUUAAUACAUGUUUGAAGGCUGCAUAUCCUCUCAUUAAGGUGCUCCGCAUGGUGGAUUCGGAUGAAAAGCCUGCGAUGGGCUUUAUUUAUAAUGAGAUGGAGAAAGCUGAGCAGAAGAUCAAAGCAAACUUCAAAGAUGAUCGGAAAAGCUAUGAUCCUGUUUGGAAAGUUAUUGAUGAGAGAUGGGAGGUUCAACUUCAUAGGCCUCUACAUGCUGCUGCUUAUUACCUGAACCCCCAGUUGCAUUUCUCUUCUGAAUUUAGAGCUGAUAGAGAAGUUAUGCGUGGAUUAUAUAAGGUUAUGGAUCGGAUGUUUGAUGAUGAAGAGAGGGAUAAGGUUGAUUUGCAGCUGGAGGAAUUCAAACAUGAAAGAUGGCUCUUUGGAUUUUCAUCUGCAAAGUCUAUGAGGUUCAAGAAGACACCGGCAGAUUGGUAG
Molecule: messenger RNA, 1623 nt
Organism: Punica granatum (pomegranate)
Lineage: Eukaryota; Viridiplantae; Streptophyta; Magnoliopsida; Myrtales; Lythraceae
Source: RefSeq, a predicted model, not a curated record